UGAAACGUCAAACGAUGUAUAUAAUGUGCUGCAGUCAGUUUUAUAUACCAGGUUGGCAAACGUUACGCUGCAGCAGUCGCAUGUAUGUACAAUUAUCAUAUAUAUCCACGUAUUUAUAUACACACACAAGGUAUUAGUUUACAAAUAAAACUUCAAAGUCCGUAAGAGCCAAGGUUAUCGCGUACAUGAAAAAGUCCCGUCACGUGCGCGAAUAAAAUCAUAAAGCAGCAACCGGUUGCAGCGGUAUACAAACACCUUUGCUGCGCGAUAUACAUUAUACACCUAUACGAGUACGUAUGUACAUAGACGUCAUUGCAUCAACGAAUCUUGAGAGUCAUUUGCAAAUAACAAUUAAUAACGAGCCGAGAUAGUAGCAAUGAGUACAGACGUCAAAGUCAUCGACGGAGGUUUUUCGACGCAAUUAGCGGUGCACGUCGGUGACACGAUAGACGGUGAUCCACUAUGGACCAGCAAAUUUCUGUGCACCAAUCCAGAUGCUGUUUACUCGACGCAUUUGGAUUUUUUGAAAGCCGGAGCAAAUAUCAUCGAGACCUGCACUUAUCAAGCUUCCAUCCCCGGUUUCGUCGAUCAUCUCAAACUUUCCCAACAGGAUAGUGCUGAUCUCAUUAAAAAAGCUGUUGUUUUAGCAAAAAAAGCUGUGUCUGACUAUAAGAAAACAAUCAAUUUAGAUAGCGUUGUGUCUAACAAAGAGCCUCUCGUUGCUGGUUCUGUUGGACCUUAUGCAGCCUAUUUGCAUGAUUGUUCCGAAUAUACUGGAGGGUCUUAUGCAAAAAAUGAAAACAUGGAUUCUAUAGUUGAAUGGCACAAACCAAGAUUAGAAAUUCUCAUAAGCAGUGGUGUUGAUCUCUUAGCUAUUGAAACUAUUCCUUGUGCUAGAGAGGCUCAAGCUUUGGUAGAAUAUUUAAAGCAAUAUCCAGACACUAGAUACUGGUUAUCGUUUUCAUGUAAAGAUGAUGGUAAAAGCAUUGCGGAUGGAAGUAAUUUUCAAGAAACUGUAUUGAGUUGUUAUAAAUCUGCUCUUCCGGGGCAGUUAAUAGCAUGUGGUGUAAAUUGUUUAGCUCCUACUUCAGUUUCACCACUUUUGAAAAGCAUCAGUAAAGAAAAUACUGGCUUUUUUAUUCCUAUGAUUGCAUAUCCAAACAGUGGAGAAAUAUAUUCAUCUGCAACUUAUAGCUGGAGUAUGGAUAAAGAUUUUCAUGGCCCUGAAGAAUUUGUCAAGGAAUGGAUUGAGUUAGGUGUAAGAUACAUAGGUGGAUGUUGCAGAACUGGAGCACAAUCUAUUGAAAGGAUAUCUGCACUGGUACAGAACUGGAAAAAGGGUCUGCAAUCAAUGGUUUAGAUUUAUUGAUAUUUUAUUUAAAAAGAUGCCAAAGCAAUUUAAAGUAUAAAAUUAUUCAAGGGAUUCUUCUAUUUU
Messenger RNA from Trichogramma pretiosum, 1435 nucleotides. Its product is annotated as homocysteine S-methyltransferase 1-like. Gene Ontology annotation, molecular function: zinc ion binding; S-adenosylmethionine-homocysteine S-methyltransferase activity. Bases 377 to 1360 code for a protein of 327 amino acids. Gene Ontology annotation, biological process: S-methylmethionine cycle. Lineage: Eukaryota; Metazoa; Arthropoda; Insecta; Hymenoptera; Trichogrammatidae. The record is from RefSeq and is a predicted model, not a curated record. The transcript has 2 exons.